This is a messenger RNA of Exophiala mesophila, 1065 nucleotides long. RefSeq lists its product as uncharacterized. Bases 1 to 1065 code for a protein of 354 amino acids. The record is from RefSeq and is a predicted model, not a curated record. The transcript has 2 exons. NCBI's taxonomy places the organism in Eukaryota, Fungi, Ascomycota, Eurotiomycetes, Chaetothyriales, Herpotrichiellaceae.
AUGCCUCACAAGCACAAGCGCAAGCGCGACCAAGACGAUUCAGACUUCAAUCUUCCUCCAACCUCUCGCGCACGUACCCUCACAGUCCACCAAAAGUCCGCCUCGAUAUUCAGCGAUGAUGCCGCCAGAAAAGAAAAAUUCGCAAACAAGAAACGACGGAAACACGGCAAAGGUGGUGCACCUGCAGAUGACACGCCCAAGGCAUUUGCCCGACUUAUGGCAAUGCAACAGGGUCGCAAGAUAAAGAGUGGACUUGACGAUGGAACAAGUGACAGCAAGGCCAACAAGAAAAAGAGACUUGACAAAUCCGCUGCGAAGAUCAACCAGGACAAACACAAUGGCCAGUCAGAGCCAGAAGCAGUACAAGUCGAGGACGAUGACGACAAUCAGCAACAAGGGGAUGUAGACACCAGCGCCAACCAAGAUUCUACUUCAAGCCCUCCGAAAUCACAGCCUCUGACCAUCCUCCCAUCAGAGCGCCUGUCAGAUUUUGCCCUACGAGUCGACCAGUCUCUACCCCUCUCAUCCAUCACUAAGCGCAACACAGCGGGGACUAAGAUCCCGGGUGUGAACAUCAAGACACCACAGACAAAACACAACAAACGGCUCGGCCGAAUGAUCUCAGAAUGGCGCAAAACCGACGCGAGACUGAAAGACAAGCGCGAGGACGAAGAAGCCGAUAUGGCCGAGCAGCGCGAGGAGGAUAGUCUACUGUGGCUGGGAGUCGAUGCAAGUGGUGCUGGCGGGAAAAGUGCCAAAGGCAAGAAAAUGAGACGUCGAGAACUGGAGGACCAGGCCGAUCCAUGGAAGAGUUUGGUCAGGAAAAGAGCCCAAGAAGAGCGACAGCGUCGAAUUCAAGAGGCGAGCGGUGAUGUUGGCGAUAAGGACAAGAACAAAAAUACGACCACGACGGGAUCCAUGAUUGGUCGUAAUGCCAGAGGCAGGGGUCUCAAUGCUAGAGACGCCGUUCAGGCUCCUCCUGUGUUGAAACCACUGAAGAACAUCUUCAAGCUCAAGGAUCCAGUUACGGAUACGGCUGUGGUUGAAAGAUCCAUCGUCACAUGA